This is a messenger RNA of Annulohypoxylon truncatum, 1139 nucleotides long. RefSeq lists its product as uncharacterized. Lineage: Eukaryota; Fungi; Ascomycota; Sordariomycetes; Xylariales; Hypoxylaceae. The record is from RefSeq and is a predicted model, not a curated record. The transcript has a single exon. Bases 110 to 799 code for a protein of 229 amino acids.
AUAAAACCCCCGUAAAAAUUUAAGCAAUAUAAUAUCCCUCGUAAACUUAAGCAUAUCCUUUCGCAAACUCACGUACCUAAAUUAAAAAAAAAAAACCCUUUGUCUUACAAUGCAUUUACCUCCAACAAACCUUAUGGAAAACAUUUCAUACGCUCAAAUGGGCCUAAUGCAUGUUGAUGAUUCCAGCAUCCUUAAUCCCUAUUCUGGUUUUGCUGAGGUGGAUCUUCCCCAAUUAUCAUUAGCGCCCGAUGAGAACCAAUCUCAAUCUGAUGAUGGAAUAUUGUUGGAUACCCAAAGACUCCAAACUCAACACACUACCGAAGGCUACCGAGAUGGUAUCAUUGCCGGAAAAGCCGAAAGCAUUCAGAUAGGAUUUGACGAAGGCUUCGACCUAGGUGCAAACCUAGGACUGAAGGCUGGUCGGAUACUUGGUCUUAUUGAAGGCGUCGCUACCGCCUUAAACGAAUCUGGUCACCACAGUUCGGCAUAUAUUGAUCAACUUCUCUCAAACGCAGCCGAAGAAUUAAGCACAGACUCUAUAUUUUCCGAAAAAUACUGGGCGUCGGAUGGAACUUGGAAAUAUCUGGUCGUCGGGUCUACUACCGAGGGCGAUAUCCUGCUUGAGGAUGUUGCAAACGAACAUCCCGCUAUUAUGAAGUGGGAGGCAGUCAUUAACGAAGAAGUAAUAAGAUGGAGUAUAGAUCAGAACUUGCCUAUCCUUGGUGAUAACGCGUUCCUACUCGAAGGAGAAGAAUCGUCAGUUAGACAGACUCCUCUACGACCGUCUGUCGACUGGUGAUAGCAGGUCGCCGGCAACUGAUAUGGCUCCUGACACUUCUACAGCCAUCCCCUACAUUUUUAUGAAUUGCCGUUUUAUGAUAGGCCUUUAUGGAUGUAGAAAAUAGCUUGUUAUCAAAUGGGCUUCAUUAAAGCCAUCAUUCCUGGUGAAAGCGCCUAAUUAAUGCUAUAGUUACCCCAAAGUUAUUUCAAGGCACCUUUCAUUGUUCCCCUUAAGAGUGGCAGUUGGACAGGGCCCGGAUCUGACCUGCGCCCUGCUCCGCCCUCACCGUGUUCUUCUUUCGUACUCGCCAUCUCCCUGGCCACGAAGAAACCGAGGUCCUUGAUACGCCGUAAGCCGU